CCAUAAACAAGGCAACCUUGCCCUUUUUGAUUGACAAAAAUGUCUCAUCUCCACGUGAAAUUUCAAAAAUAACAAAAUAAAAAUUUGUUGAUCCGCAUUUAUUUUGUAUGAUACCGUUCAAAGAAAAUAAAAAAUCGAUAAUGAAGGCAUUUUCAAACAAGCAAGAGGAACGUAAGGAAAAGAAGAAAAAGAAGUUGCUCGCUUUAGCAAAAAUAGUGCAACUAAAUGACGAUGACCGUCGAGAAUCUGCGGCCGAACAAAUUGCUGCUGCAACAUGCGAGACCUCUGCCCACAAUGACGACGAUGGAUUCGUAAAGGUCACUCACAAAAAGAAAGCAGCUAAAGCAAAUGCUAAAAAGCCUCAAAUUUCCUUGCCUGAGCAAGGCCUACGCACUGAAGAUGAGCCACAAAACAAGCGUCCUAAACUAGCAAAAUGUGAAAGCAUUGAUGGAGAUAGCAGCGAUACAUCGUCGUCAACAGAAUUAGCAGCAGAACAACAACGGCUCAAGUUGCAACUAACUGAAGAACAGUACAAAGAUUUACGUCGACAACUGCGGCAGCGUAAGAGGGAGCUGGAGAACGUGCCAAUCUUACGAAUGCGCGAAUUUGGCCAACGUGCAUCCCUGGAGACACCACAAAAUCAACGUACCCCAAUUUUUCUAACAGACAUUCAACAUUUGCUUAUGUCUGCACUAAUUGGAAAAAAGUCGCCGUGCUCACCAGAUCGAUGGUGCUACUUGGAAAAGCCACUACGACUAUCUCACAGUGUCGUUUUGAUAUUAGAGGGACUUUCACUAUAUCACUACCUUUCAAAUGAAAGUAAAUUCUCGCAAACAAAUCAAAUAUUUCAGACACGCUUAGAACUUGUGCUGCCACCACUGAAAGAUGGUUCCAUCAUAGAAGAAAUGGCACAGGUACCGCUAACCAAUGUACAGGCACAUAAGUUAAUUGAAGAGCAUGGCUCCUUGGAAUCUGCUGUAGAAAUGACGAAAGAUCCCACUUUGCUCGUUAAAGCAAUUUUCCCAAUCAAUGAGGCGUGUGUAGAAUCGAAGAAAAAUAACCUGAAUGUUGGCGAUAAAUUUCCACGUACCAAACUCUUGCUCUCCGCUUUACAAAUGGUAGAUGAGGGUUAUCCAAUGCCAUUGCGAGGCGAACUUAGCGAGCGAUUUAAAGACUACGUGUUUACUAAAGACAAAUACGAACCUGUUACAGACAAUAGUCCCAUGUUCGGUAUUGAUUGUGAAAUGUGUCGUACAAUUAUUGGACAUAAUGAGCUGACACGUAUUUCAAUUGUAAAUGAAAAGCUCGAAACCGUUUAUGAAACUCUGGUAAUGCCAACAAAUAAAAUUGUUGACUAUUUAACACCAUACUCUGGAAUUACGGCGGAAAUGAUGCAAAUAGUCACUAAAACACUAGGCGAUGUGCAGCGGGAAUUGAAAGAGCUCCUACCACCAGAUGCCAUUUUGGUGGGUCAAUCACUCAACUUUGAUUUGAAUGCUAUGAAGAUGAUGCAUCCGUAUGUGAUUGAUACGAGCAUGUGUUUCAACUUGAGUGGCGUGCGGAGAAGGAAGGCAAAGUUGCAAACACUUGCCAUGACUUUUUUGAAAGAGGCUAUACAAGAAAAUGCUGAUGGUCACGACUCGGUCGAAGAUUCUUUGGCCAGUUUAAAGUUGGUGAAAAUGAAAUUAGCAAACAGCCUCGAGUAUGGGGAUGAAAUAUUGACACAAAAGAAACGUUUACAUGAUAUUAUGCGUUUGGCAAGCGGCGAUAAUAUUAAAAAUAAUUUAUUAGCGUACGCCUCCCAACGCGACAAGAGGACAGCAAUUAUAACAAGUGGCACACUACAAUCACAAAUGAAGGAAAUCUUAAUGAAAACUGAAGAGAUUUCAAUUCAAGAAACACAGAAAAGUGUUUCUCUUUACGAAUUGGAUACAAACAAGCAGGCAAUUAAUAAGGCACGUGAAGUAGCUUUAGAACACAAUUUGACCAUUACCAAUUUGCGAUUGGGCAUAGAAGAAUUUCAGCUAGAUAAUGCGGAAAAAACAGUAAUGAAAAUUGAUAAAUGGAUUGCCAAACUGUGGCAGACUGUGGCGCAUAACGGUAUGUUUUUGGUUUUGAUGGGCGGCUCGACGGAAUGCGCCAGUGGGGUUGCGAAAAUUGCUAUUAAGAAAAAUGCGACUGCAGUUGCAGCCAGUAUAGCGGCGACAACACCGAUAACCAUGUAGUGGAUACAAAAAUUUUCCGAUGAUGUGUUAGUUCAAAGACGAUGAUAUUAACUUGUGGAAAUUUCAUAAAAAAUUGUUUGAAUGAUGGGGGAUAAUACAUGUAAUAUAUAUAAUUCUAUGAUU
Rhagoletis pomonella (apple maggot) is the source of this 2348-nucleotide messenger RNA. It is a transcript of the gene Rexo5, whose product is annotated as small RNA degrading nuclease 5. The transcript has 3 exons. The coding region runs from base 108 to 2225 and encodes 705 amino acids. Gene Ontology annotation, molecular function: nucleic acid binding; exonuclease activity. The record is from RefSeq and is a predicted model, not a curated record. Gene Ontology annotation, cellular component: nucleus. NCBI's taxonomy places the organism in Eukaryota, Metazoa, Arthropoda, Insecta, Diptera, Tephritidae.